AUGGACCCCAUCCAGUCUUCCAUCCAUUAUUUUGGUUCUGACUCGGAAAGUCUUUCAGAGUUUGAGUCCCACUGCAGCACUCCGCCUGCAGACGUGAGUGCGACUAGUACGCCGUUGACAGAGCAAGUCGAUUAUUUCUCAGGCGCUCGCGACGACGACUUCAUUCUAGUGGUAGGCGGUCUGGGGUACAUUGGGAGCCACACCAGCUGGGAGCUUUUGAAGUCUGGCAAGAAUAUCGUCAUCAUCGACAAUCUAUCAAACUCCAACCAAGACACCCUCAACGCACUGAAAUCGCUCAGGGACAACUACUUCCGAGACACUGAAUGUUCACCAUCACUCGACUUCUACAAAGUCGACUAUCGUAAUCGAGACCAAGUCCGGUCCAUCCUCACCAUCUAUGAAGAUUUCCUGCCGUCCUUCGCUCUCACGCCAUCUCCGCUUCGCUCGCGAAUUGUCGGCGUCAUCCAUUUCGCGGCCUAUAAGGCUGUUGAAGAAUCUUUCCAGAAGCCCCUGGCAUAUUAUGCGAACAAUGUAGGAGGACUGAUCGAUUUCUGCCAACUUCUGGCUGAAUUCAAGAUCAAGAAGUUGGUUUUCUCGUCAUCCGCCACCGUCUACGGCGAGCUUGCCAACAAAGGUGGUCGUCUGCUCGAGGAGCAAUGCAAUAGCAGUGGAUGCAUCGGCCUCACUAAUCCAUACGGAAGGACCAAAUGGAUGUGUGAAGCUAUUCUCAGCGAUUUGGCUCAUUCUGACCCGUCGUGGAUCAUUGUUGCGUUACGCUACUUCAACCCCAUCGGCUGCGAUGAGUCAGGCAUGCUUGGUGAAGAUCCUCGUGCUCCAGCGAGCAAUCUUAUGCCCAAGGUGGUUGCCGCCAUGACUGGCAGCAUCCCGGUUCUCAAUGUCUUUGGCACCGAUUGGGAUACUCCAGAUGGAACCGCCAUUCGCGAUUUCAUUCAUGUCAGUGACUUAGCUCAAGGCCAUCUAGCAGCUAUGCGCGCCAUGGAUAACCGCAACUACGCAGCCGGGUAUCACGUCUACAAUCUGGGUACAGGCACUGGGCAUUCUGUCAGGGACAUAAUCACGACUAUGCAACUGGUGUCAGGGCUGCCGAUUCCAAUAAAGGAGACGGCUCGACGCCCAGGUGAUGUGGGAAUCUGUAUAGCCGAGCCUUCCAAGUCGGCUCGUGCGCUGGGAUGGCAAACCCGUCGGUCGUUGCACGAUGCCUGCAGGGAUAUCUGCAGGCACUUCAAGUCUAUGCAGCUGUCAUAA
Molecule: messenger RNA, 1266 nt
Organism: Cyphellophora europaea CBS 101466
Lineage: Eukaryota; Fungi; Ascomycota; Eurotiomycetes; Chaetothyriales; Cyphellophoraceae
Product: UDP-glucose 4-epimerase
Exons: 1
Coding region: 1-1266 (421 amino acids)
Biological process (GO): beta-D-galactose catabolic process via UDP-galactose, Leloir pathway
Cellular component (GO): cytosol
Molecular function (GO): UDP-glucose 4-epimerase activity
Source: RefSeq, a predicted model, not a curated record